AAAUUGGGCAAUUUUGGAAUCUGGGAAUAUAACACUAGGGAGCUCUGCGUAGUUGGAUUGUCAUUUCAGAAAUGUUGGCCAUGGAAUAAACUUAAGCUCUGUAAUUUGGUCAAGUUAGUAAUGAAGAGGAGUCAGAAUCUGUACCUUAUUAAAGUGAUUGUCUUCCUUGUAGCCGUUUGUUGUAUUGUUGGGACUUAUUAUGCAUUUAAUCCAAACUUUCUGCCUCCUCUCAUCGGUACACCUCUUUCAGGUAGAAGUGAACGUCAUGUAUUCACCACGAAAGAUAUUAUUCAAGUGAUGGUAGUUUCGGAGGAAGCAAGGCUGGGUGGAGCAAUAGCAACAAUCAACAGUGUUAUCAGUAACACGAAAAGCCCUGUUCAUUUCUAUUUAGUCACAGAUAACUCAUCAAUUGAUCAUCUAUCUGUGUGGAUUGAAAAGUCUGACCUCAAAAAAAUAUCCUAUGAAAUUAAACUUUUUCCAAAAGAAUGGUUAAAGGGAAAAAUUGCUCUGAAGGAUGAGACCAAACACGCAAGUUAUUUGAACUAUGCCAAGCUAUUCAUACCAAAGUUAUUUCCCCAAAUUAAAGGAAGGCUUGUUUAUUUGGAUGAUGACAGUAUUGUUCAAGGAGACAUAGCAGAACUGGCCAACUCUUCAAUAGCUGCUGGUCAUGUUGGAGCAUUUACCCUUGACUGUGACUCUGUGUCUAAGCACUUUAACUCCAUAGGGAAUAAAUAUGGAAAUUUUCUUGAUCUGAAAAAUAAAGCACUGAAAGAUAUUAAAAUCAAUCCAGCAGACUGUGUCUUCAGUCUAGGAGUUUUUGUUCUGAACUUGACAGAGUGGGAGUCGCAAGGGAUUGGAGUCAAGCUUGACAAGUUAAUGGAGUUAAAUGUUAAUCUUGUUUCAGGUUUGACAACAGGAUCUAGAUAUUCAAAACAUUUCCUUCAGAAAGCUAAGCUCUUGCAUUGGGAUGGACAUUUUAAACCCUGGGUUCGCCGAGCCCCUUAUUCUGACAUGUGGAAAAAAUAUUACAUAACCGACCCUUUCCACAAGUUUCACAUUCCUAGUCAGAGAGAAUCUUAAUUUUGUAUGUGUUCUUUACGUUUCUUUUUCCCAUAAGUCUGUUAAUGUUUACUAGCUCAAGAAUUAUAUUCCCUGGCUCUGAAAGAAGCUAUAUUUAUUGUUUUGAUUACUCAGUUACAAAUAGUAUCGAAUAGAUAUCUAUUCUUUACUGUUGAUAGGCAAUUUUGUUUCUCAAAUGGAGAAUACACUUCAUUGUUUUGCCAGAUGAUCUAUUUCUUAUACUUCUGAUAGUGGAAAGUUAUGUGUGUGGAAAGAACAUAACUAGAAGGCUAAUUUCAAUGAAAUUCAAUAAAUACUUUAAUAAUAUUCAUCGUGGGUUUCUGAUCUGAUUUGGCGUUCGAGAAAUCUUACCUUAUCAAUAAGGAACAAAGGUUUCACUUGUAAUAGUUUAAUGUGGUUUUUAAAUAGUCCAGAAAGUUAAGAAGGGUAGUACAAAGAGAAAGUGAAUGCAUAUUCUUUUAUGUAUGUACAGAUUAUUCUGACUGAUUAAGCUACAUAUACAACCAAUUUGCUGUUUGAAGUUGUACUAAAGAACCUCAGGUUUAUAAUUAAGUCUUCUUCAAUUAAAUAAAUGUUAAUAUUAACAUACUUAAUCUUCUGAAGUUUUUAUGAAAGUUUGAUUCAGCAUAAAUUUAUCAUUUCAGAUGGUGUGCAACAUUUGGUGUUGAUUUUCAUUUUUUUCAGGAUCUUCAAUUUAAGUAUUGGUUAAAGAGAACCUAUAGGUAGAAGUUAAAUGUUUCUCAGUCAGAUGUUUUAUACUGUUUGGACUAGCAAAAAUAAACUUCACUUGGGAUCCAGGUUUUUGUUACGUAUUAGAAUAAUUUUCUUUGAACUAGUAAGCUCGUUUAGAAAAUAGUGUGUUAAGUUUAUCAAGGUCUAUCUUUGAACUAGUAAGCUCGUUUAGAAAAUAGUGUGUUAAGUCUAUCAAGGUUCCAAAUUUUUAUGAGUAUUGACAUGUUUUUCUUUUAACUAAAAUAGCUUGGUGAUUAGUGAGUAAAGUCUCGUUAGAAUUCAGUCUAAGUACUUAGUUGUUUCUGUUUGGUUUUUUUUUCAUGAGUUACCACAUUUAAUCAAUGCAUGUUGUUUUGUGUUUUAUUUUAAUGUUUAAAUCUACACCUUAGCAUUGUUAAUUAUAAAUGUUAUUUUAAGAUUAUACAUGUACUCUACCAGCACAAACCUGAAGUGUUUUCAGUGAUCUGCAUUUUUGAUAGAGAUUAACAAUGAACAAAAACUUUCGCUGUGACAUAUUUACUUUGUGUUGUGAUAGAAUAUUUGAAACGUCCAUUUCUGCAGUGAAUGCUAAAACCACGUGCAGCUCAACAAACCGAAACAUUUUGAAAGGUUAAAGUGAUGAAAUUUACGAUUUUCAUGGGUGACGUAUGUCUUCUGCUCUUUUUAAGUCUUGUUGCUUGAAUUUUUCUGGUUUGUUACAAUUUUAUAAUUUACACAGUAUUUUACUUAAUAUGUAUCUGUAAGAUAAAGUCAUAAUACAUGUGUGUGUGGAAAAAUUCAUUAAGGAAUAAAAUUUAAACUCUUGGCAUUCUAAGAUUUUAGGUAGAAGUAAUAUUAGAAGUUGAGUAUUUUGUGUAUAGAUAUUUAGAAAAUAAAGUUUAAUAUAACUAA
This is a messenger RNA of Limulus polyphemus (Atlantic horseshoe crab), 2703 nucleotides long. Its product is annotated as glycosyltransferase 8 domain-containing protein 1-like. The transcript is spliced from 8 exons. Gene Ontology annotation, molecular function: glycosyltransferase activity. NCBI's taxonomy places the organism in Eukaryota, Metazoa, Arthropoda, Merostomata, Xiphosura, Limulidae. Gene Ontology annotation, cellular component: Golgi apparatus. The record is from RefSeq and is a predicted model, not a curated record. Bases 121 to 1080 code for a protein of 319 amino acids.